Messenger RNA from Triticum turgidum subsp. durum (durum wheat), 456 nucleotides. The record is from the annotation of a GenBank genome assembly. NCBI's taxonomy places the organism in Eukaryota, Viridiplantae, Streptophyta, Magnoliopsida, Poales, Poaceae.
AUGUGGAAGACGGAUAGAGGGGCGAGGGAGGGGGCAAGCAUAGAGGAUUCUGGCGGUGGUGCUGCUCAGAACGGUGACAAAAGAGGAGGCUACUUUGGUUCUGACCUGCAGCGGCCGGUGUGGCAAGAGAUGGGGUUGGCUGCUAAAGCGGUGAAACAGGGAUUGUUGAAGAACCAACAGCGUGGAUGUUCAGGUAUGGAUUUCUUCAGGACCUUCCAGAUUCAGGAAAAAUAUAUGCAUGCAGAGAACCAUCAUAUUCAGGCCAAUAUGCAACUUGGUGGUGGAGGACGACGCGAGUCGACGAGAUGCACAAUUCCUAUGCUUCAGGCAAUUUCUGAAAACCUGAAAUUAUCGAACAUGCAGAUAAACCAUAUCAACAGUGACCAUUUCAUGCCUGUUGAUAUUUAUCUUCGUCUCCUGGUGUGCAAUUUUUUCAGAUGGACUGCAACGAAUUAG